Molecule: messenger RNA, 5172 nt
Organism: Rotaria sp. Silwood1
Lineage: Eukaryota; Metazoa; Rotifera; Eurotatoria; Philodinida; Philodinidae
Source: the annotation of a GenBank genome assembly
AUGACUAUAGCUUCAUCAUUUCAUACAAUGUCAAAUGGUUCCGGUUCAACAUCAACAAAUCCAUUUCUAUUACCUAAAAAUGAUUUAACUAUGGCUGAUAGUCAAUUAAUUGAUGUACUUUUACAUGAUCAAAAUAAUGAAAAUAAAAUUCAAAUUGUUAAUCGAUGGUGUAAAAAUUCACGCCAUAAUCGUUUAUCAAAUAUAGUUGAUGUUUCACAAAGAUAUGAUAUUUUAUUAUCACUUGUAAAUACUCUUCAACAAACAACAAAUACUGAAUAUCAAUAUAAUUGUUUAAAAUUUUUAUCUGAACUUCAAACAAAUAUUCAUCAUUAUGAUCAACGAAUUUAUCUUCCAGCAAUUAUUCAAUGUUUUUCAUCUACAUCAAAUGAUGUUCAAAUAUUAACAUCACAAUUUUUAAUUAAACAAAUUAAUACAACCGAUAAUAUUCCAACAUUUUUACAUAUAUAUAUACAUGAUGGUUUAAAAUCUCCAAAUAUUCGAAUAUGUAUUAAAUCUAUUGAAAUAUUAACUGAUUUAUUAACUAAAACUCAUAGUCAUGAAAAUAUAUCACCAAUAUUUGAAAUACUUCUUCAAUAUUUACAAGAUAAUAAAUUUCGUUUAAAUUAUAAUAAUAUUCUUUUACGAGCAAUUCAACAUAUUAAACGUAUAUUAGGUUUCGAUUUAUUAAAUACUUAUCUUGAAUCAUAUUCACCAACAUUAAAACGACUUUAUAAUACAUAUAUAUCUGAAGAAAAUGAUAAUGAUGAAGAAACACCAAGAGCAUCACAACAAGUAUCUCAUAUAAAAGAUUCAAAAGGAACAAAUGGAUUCCGUCAGAAUGGUAACAAUCAUUCUGAUAACAUGUUGUCAACGCAAACAUCUAUAUUAUCUGUUCAAAAAGAAAAGUCUGAUGUAUAUUCUCUAAUUGAAACUAUACGUUCAAAAUGGAUGUCAUCAAAUGAAACAGAUCGUAUUGAUUAUUUAGAUCGUUUGAAAAUUUCAUGUGAUAAAUAUUAUCAAAUAAUUUAUUCACAAUAUUCUUCAACAUCAGUAACAAAUAAUACACAAUUUUAUCAAAUAUUACAUACAUUUUUAACAUCUAUACUUGAUCUGUUAUCUUAUGUAACAGCAACAAAUCUUGAUUUAUCAAUUAAAAUAAAACUUGUUCUAUCAACAUGUCUUGCAUGGCUUAUUAAACAUGCACAAGAAAAUUAUUGUAAAAAAAAUUAUAAAACAAUAUCUAUAGUAUUUAAAAAUAUUCUUUUUAAUGGACAGUCAAAUAAUCGACAAUUAGCAAAAUUCAGUGUUAGUAUUAUACUUUUACUUGAAAGUUUUGUUCAUCCACAAUUAAUUCUUAAUGAAUUAAUCGAUGAUCAUUUUCAAUAUUAUAAUUAUCGUAUACAACUUGAAUUACUUGCUAUUGUAACAGCAACAUUUCUAAAAAAUCGUCAACAUAAUUAUGAUAAUAUAUCAAAUUUAAAUAAACAUUUACUUCCUAUGUUAAUAUCAAAUCGUCGAGAAUUACGACAUGGAGCUAUGGAAUGUUUUACAGUUAUAUGUAUUUAUUUUAAUGAUUAUAAACCAUUAACAUCAAUUAUAAUUGAAAAAAAUCAAUCAAUUAAAUUAGUUUUAUCAUCAAUUGAAAAUUUAUCACAUGAUGCAUUAAAUGCAUUUCGUUUUCGUUUACAACGUAAUUUACUUCCAUCAUUAACUGAUGAAGGAAAUAUUACACCCGGUUUAGUAUGUGAUGCAACAACAGUGAAUGAUCUAGAUGCAAAAUUUAUUUUACUUGCUAAUAAUAAUAAUAAUAAUGCAAUUCAAACAGCACAAUCUGAAACUAGCCAUGAAACAAAAUCAGUACAAUCUUCAUCAUCAAAAAUGCCGACUAAUAAUAAUAAUAAAUUACUUCAAUUAGCAAUGCCUCUUGUUGAAAAAAAGACAAAUACAAAUGAUACAGUAAUGCGAAGUCGUGAAAUACCUCCAUUGAAACCACCUAAUGUUGAUCUUGAUUCACAUCGAUAUACCAAUAAUAAUCAUGCGUAUGAAGCAGCUAUUAAUCCAACAGUUAUUACAACUGUGACUUCCGGUGGACCACCGUUUGAUUUUACUAUAACUGGUAAUACUAAUUAUCGUCCAUUGACAUUAACAGAAAGAGUAUUUGGAGAUGAUUGGGCAAAAAAAUUGUCAACAGCAAAUAGUCAUCGAAAAGAAUCAACAAACACAGUUCAACAACAAGAAAAUCAGCAUAACAAUAAUUUAUUACAAUUUCGUCCUGCAAUACCACAUCGUCCAGCUAUUGGUCGAUUUCCUGCAUCCCAUAAUAUCUUAGUCACAUCACAAAUUCAUAAUCAUAACGAUCAAAAGCUACCUGCACGUCAUUUUGAUUCAAAUACUGAUCAUGAUGAAGGUAUUGAUAGUGCAAUAGAUUCACGUUCUUUAUCAAAUAAGACAACACACGAAAGUAUACAUCAGAACAAUGGUCAACAAUCGAAAAAACCUAUUCGAUCAGUACAUAGUAGUUCAACAAGACGUAAAGUUAAUCGUUUAUUUAAUAAUGGUACUGAUAUAGAAUCAACAUCAGCACGAACUUUAACACCAGAAAAUAGCAACGAAAGUGGAAUUUAUUCACAAUCAGGACGCGAUACUGAAUAUAAUUCUAAUAGUUCUACAAGAUCAUUUGGUAAAGAUCAAUUGUUUUCUACUAAACCACGUCUUGCUCGUUCUGGUUCAAAACCUAAACUUGAUAAAUCACAAGUACUACCUUCUGAUCCAUUAUCAGGACAACAUUCAUUCAAUGAUAAAACUCGUCGAUCGAAUAAUUCCAAUGUUGAAGUAGUUGGUCGAGCUUAUACAGAUGAAAAACAUCCAACUAGAAGAUUAUCAAAUGAAUCUAAUGACGAUAAACAACAACAACCAAUUGUGAAUAAACCUCGAGCAAAAAUUAUUAAAGGAUCUGUAGUCGCCAAUCCUUCAAAUACAACAACACAAGCAAACAUUAAUAUUGAUGAUGAUUCUAAUCAUGAUGAUGGUCAAGAUAUUGGAGUUAUAGGAAAAGCUGUUCCUAUGCCUUUACGUACAAAUGCUGAAACAGAUAUAAUUCGAGUGCAAAAUAAUAAUGCAAUCAAUAAUAAAUUAAACAAACAAAGUGAUAAUCUCGAUACAAUGUCCGAUGAAUUCGAUAGUGAUUCGAAAGAAAAUGACAAUAUUGUUAACAUGGGUCAAUCCCUAUCAGCAUCAUUUCGUUUACGUGUUCAACAAAAAACUCAAGAAAAAAUUGAACAAAAAGAACGUCGUCGACAAGAUCGAGAAAAUCGUUCUCGUCAACAAGAAAUAAAUAAUAAUAGUGAUACUCCAUAUGAUAAUGAUAUUCCUAUAUCAUCAACAUCAACAAGUCGAUAUUCAUCUCAACCUGAUCUUACAACACUUAAUAAUGAUAUACAACCAACACCACGACGACAAAUUGAUCCAAAUAUUAAUUCAAUUUUACCUAAUUUUCCAUCACAACAUCGUUUUCGUGUUUCAAAAAACUUUAUGGCUCGUUCACAAACAUUUAAUAAUCGACGUGAUAUACCAGCAAAUGGACAACAUAUAGCAUUGAAUCGUCCAUUAUCUGAAGAUCGUAUAGUAGACCAAAUAAGAAAUCCUGAUCAUGUCUAUCGAGAAGCAAUGGAAUCAAUAUCAAACGAUGAUUGGGAACAAAAAUGUUCUGGUCUUAAUUUACUUCAAAUUCUUAUUGCACAAUAUCCUGAUACAAUAACACAAAAUUUACAUCAAGUUGUUUUAAUUCUUAUUCAAGAAGUAAAAAAUCUUCGAUCACAAGUUGCUCGUUUUGCUUUAUCAACAUUUUGUGAUAUGUUUAAAUAUUUAAAACGUAAUAUGGAUAUUGAACUUGAUAUAACUGUUAAAGCAAUCAUACAAAAAAGUGCAGAAAGUAAUGAAUUUUUCAGAUCCGAUGCUGAAAAAUGUCUUCAAAUGAUGGUGGAUAAUGUUACACUUCAAAAAGCAUUACAAGCAUUAAUAGCCGGUGGAGCAAGUCAUCGUAAUCCAGCUGCAAGAAAAACAUCGGCGAAAUGCAUUUAUCUUGUUUGUGAAAAAUUAGGUCCAACGAAAAUUUUAAGUGGUACUCGAGAUAUAACUGAACGUGUGUUACAAGUUGCUGCUACAUUUGCAUCUGAUGGACCACCAGAAAUUAGAUGGUAUGGUAAAAAAAUCUAUUAUAUGUUAAUGCCAUAUGAUGAACUUGAUUCAAUGAUGAAACACUUUCUUAAUCCAACUGUUUAUACAAAUAUGUGUGAAAUUCUUGAUAAUAUUCGAGCUAAAGGAGGUGUUGGUGAAACUCCAAGUGAAUCAGCAAGAAAUAAUGGUCGACGAGCUUUGUCAAAUGAUAAAUUAGGUUCAAAUGGAAAUUUAACAAAUCAAUUUUCAUCAACACGUAAAAUAAAUACAGCUGAUCAAGCAGAACAAGUUCGAGAUUUAACAAAACAAAUGCGUAGUUCAGAUUUUCGUGAACGUUUAAAUGGUAUUGAAGAAUUUCAAAAGUUAUGCGAACUUGAAACUGAUACAGCUAUACAAUCACUUGUACAAAUAUUUGAUGGUUUUAAUGAUUGUUUAGCUGAUAUGAAUUCUAAAGUUGUACUUAAAGCAUUAAAUACAAUGCAUCAAGUUAUACCUAUAUUAGGAGAUGCUUUAUCAAGUGUUAUUAAUUCAGCAUUACCUCUUGUUGCACAAAAUAUUGCAUCAAAAAAUCGAGAAAUAUCACAACUUGCAUCGGAUAUUAUUGAUACGGCUAUUGAAUAUAUUGAUUGUGGUGUAUUAAUACAACCAUUAUGUACACUAAGUCAAAAUAGCAAUCUUCGUAUUCGACCUGAAAUUGUUCUCAAAUUAGCUAAUCUUGUACCUCGCGUAUGUCAACGUAAACAAAAACAAGUUGAAAUUCAUCUAUUACCAACUUAUUGGAAAUUAUUAUCUUUAUUACGUGGUCAAAAUUCUACUACAAUAUCAACAUCAGCAAGUGGUUCUAAUAGUUUAAAUUCAUCAAUACAUGUAUUAACAAUGGCACUUUAUACAGAACUCGGUUCUGUAUUAAUUGAAAAAGCAAGUUCUAGUUCAUUAGUAACACCACAAAAUUUACAACUACUUCGUGAACUUUGCACAAAUAUCAGUACUGAAUGA